UCUGCUGCUGAGUUGAACGGACUGUGUGCAGGUCAGCCGCAGAUGGACAGCUGUGUGGCUCUCAUUCUUCUGUCCUCCACUAUCACACUCACCACUGCUGUCAGUGUCAGGUUGGUGGAUGGUGGCAGUCGCUGUGCUGGGAGAGUGGAGGUUCUUCAUAGAGGACAGUGGGGAACAGUGUGUGAUAAUGACUGGGAUAUGAGUGAUGCUGCAGUGGUGUGUAGAGAGCUGGGCUGUGGAGAUGCUGUAGAUGCACUGAGUAGAGCUCACUUUGGACCAGGAUCAGGACUAAUCUGGAUGGAUGAAGUGGACUGUAGUGAGUCAGAGUAUACAUUUAAGAACUGUAUAUCGUCAGAUUGGGGUGAGCAUAACUGCAAUCAUUCUGAAGAUGCUGGAGUCAUCUGCUCAGGAAACAGUGUGAGGUUGGUGAAUGGUAGCAGUCGCUGUGCUGGGAGAGUGGAGGUUCUUCAUAGAGGACAGUGGGGAACAGUGUGUGGUGAUUACUGGGAUAUGAGUGAUGCUGCAGUGGUGUGUAGAGAGCUGCGCUGUGGAGAGGCUGUAGAUGCACUGAAUAGAGCUCACUUUGGACCAGGAUCAGGACCAAUCUGGAUGGAUAAUGUGGACUGUAGUGGAUCAGAGUCUACACUGAAGAACAGUAGAUCACCUGGAGGGGAGAAACAUGACUGUGAUCAUUCUAAAGAUGUGGGAGUGAUUUGCUCAGGUAAGUUCUGCUGAAAAAUUAAACAUGUUCACUACUCAAAUGUCACUAAAUUUUCUUUUCUUUAAAAUAUGUAUAGCUUAAGAAAGUAUGUUAAUAUGCUAAUGUGUUAAUGAAUGUUAAUGUA
Colossoma macropomum (tambaqui) is the source of this 845-nucleotide messenger RNA. Its product is annotated as deleted in malignant brain tumors 1 protein-like. Bases 43 to 735 code for a protein of 230 amino acids. NCBI's taxonomy places the organism in Eukaryota, Metazoa, Chordata, Actinopteri, Characiformes, Serrasalmidae. Gene Ontology annotation, cellular component: membrane. The transcript is spliced from 3 exons. The record is from RefSeq and is a predicted model, not a curated record.